Molecule: messenger RNA, 2322 nt
Organism: Rotaria sp. Silwood1
Lineage: Eukaryota; Metazoa; Rotifera; Eurotatoria; Philodinida; Philodinidae
Source: the annotation of a GenBank genome assembly
AUGAAUAAAGAAACGAGUACUCCACCGACUAUUGUUGGACUUCCACAAGAGGUACCAGCGGACACUUUUUUCAGUCGUAUAAAUCGUAGACAUCUUAUUGGUGCUGCACUAAUACUACUUGGUCUACUCUCAACUGCACUUCUAAUUACUGUAAUUGUUCAAGCAAAACAUCGUAGACAAAAUAAUACUAACAAUGUUGUCAAUUCAUACUGUGUCAAUCGAGGAUGUCUUUCAGCAGCAACACAUCAGUUAAAUUUUAUGGACCCAACAGCAUUUGCUGAUCGUUGUACAGAUUUUUAUAAAUAUGCAUGUGGCGGUUGGCAACAAACACAUCCAAUUCAAUCAUUUGAUACUGAACGAACAAUACUUAAUGAUAUUAUUGCUCGACGUGAUGUUGAUAUUGAACGUCUUCUUGAUUCAUCUAUUUCUCGUGGAUCUCAAAAAAGCUGGGAACGUAAAGUUAAAACUUAUUAUACAGAAUGUGUAGAUGAUUAUGCACGUGUACUUGAUAGUGGUAAAGCUAUGAUAGACUUAAUCAGCGAUCGUGAUACAGUUGAUGGUUGGUUUCUUAUUGAUAAUAGUGUGCCGGGUGCUAGUCAAGAUACUUUAUUAAAACCUCAAACUAUUUUUACGCAAAUGUCACAUAUUCAUGGAGACCUUGGUACCAAUGCUGUAUUUGGUUUACGUGUAAGAUUUGAUGAUACAGAUCUAAAUAUUAAACGACUUGAAUUCUAUCCAUCUGGUUUAACAUUGGAAAUUACUGAUUAUCUCCAAAAUGAUCCAGUAUCACAAAACCAUCUUUCAGCUUAUCGAACAUUCAUUUCGGAAGUAUUAACUUUACUUACAAAAGAUGCUGGAAUAAAUGAUGGAAAUCUUUAUGAUCGUAUAUCAACUGUUCUGGAUGAUAUCCUCUUUGUUGAAAAAAUUUUAGCCGAAGCUCGUCAAAAAAGUUUAAAUAAUGGUGAUAAAACAACAUUAUUGACUUUAAAACAAAUGUCUGAUGCAUAUAUAUGUGAUUUUGUUGAAUUAAUGGGAUAUGAACUAGGUGAUCCAAGUGUUGUAUCCGGUAUAACAUUAGUUUACGUUACAAAUAAAAUAUAUUUUGACGAAGUAUUUGCAUUCUUAUCAAAAAAUAAUGAUCCAACAGUGGCUCGACGUAUUCAUAAUUAUAUGCGAUGGAGAAUUAUUCAAACAUAUAUUGAAGAUCUUUCAUAUAAUUACGUACAUGCAUAUAGAAUAUUUCUUAAUAAUUAUUACACUUACACAUUACAUUCAACAAAUGAAGCUUAUUGCACACGUGAAGUUAUACGAAGAUUUCCACUUGCUAUUCAUCGUUUAUAUACAAUGAAUUCAACAAAAAAUUCAAAUACAAUAGAAACUGUUCAAAAAAUUUUCGAUGCAUUAAAAACUGCAUUAAAGAAAUAUAUUAAUGAACAAGCAACAUGGAUGCCUGAUGAAACAACAAAAGCAAUCGCAAGACAAAAAAUAGAUGCACUUACAGCUGCUAUUGGUUAUGCUAGUAUUGCAUCGAAUGAUGAACGUCUUGAUGAUUAUUAUGAAAGAUUUGCUGUUGAAACUAAUUCUCAUCUUGAAAAUGCAUAUGGCUAUCAUCGAUUUCAUGCGUGGACUAUUUUAAAUUCAUUAUUAAAUCCUAAUCAACUUGAUCAUUGGGAUCUUUUUGAAACAAGAACAAGUCGACUUUUUGAUUAUAUUGCAAUGUUUAAUCGACUUUUUGUUAUUGCUAGUGCUAUGGAUGAACCACUUGUUAAUACUGAAUGGCCAUGGGCAGUAAAUAUGGGUUCAUUAGGCGUUCUUCUUGCUCAAAAACUCUUUGCUAGUAUCGAUGGACCAGAAGGUCGUGUACAUGCAGCUAAUGGAACACAAACAUCUGAUUGGUGGUCGACAUCAACAGAGAAUGCAUAUAAUACAAGCCGUCGAUGCAUAACUAAUUAUUAUGUACGUGAUGUACAAAAUAUUUCGUAUAAUGUAUAUGGUACACAAGUAUUAGUUAGACUUGCUGGUGAACCAUUUUCUCCAACAACUCUUCGACAUAUUGGUGCUCUUCGUUUUGCAUAUACAACAUUGAAAGAAAAUGAUCAAAUAAAAUCAUUAAAAAUGCCUGGUACAAACUUAACAAAUGAACAAACAUUUUUUCUUGCUUAUGCUCAAACACAAUGUUAUAAACGAGACGAGUUACUUCAACUUGUAGCAACACAAUUAGGUCGUUAUGAUGAAAGAACAGCAUUAAAUGCUGCACUUGUUCAUAUGACCGAAUUUUCUGAAACAUUUCAAUGUAAACCAAAAGAUAAUCAAUGUUUUUGA